AUGGUGCUAGUGCGUCGCCUCGCCGCUUGGUGCGCUGUCGUCGCGGUGGCACGCUGUAGCCUCAACACUCCAGAGGAGGUGAGGAAGGGCAGAGAAGCCCUGGAACUGUGGCGCCGCAAGGGACGGGACAGCGGCUGUCCUGACGACAGAAUAUUUGGCGGAUUCGUCACUUUCGUCAGCCUGUACCCCUUUGCUGUCUUCUGGUACUCGCUUUCAAAAGAUAACUUACAGACGUGUUCAGGCAGCAUUGUGGCUCCUAUGUGGGUUCUGACAGCGCGACACUGCAUCUUGACCAUGGACUGGGAAGGUGUUAUUUUCGCUGGCGACGUGGACUUCACGACGGACCGAGUCUUCACCAAAGUCAACAUCCAGAUCCGCAUAGCCCGGGAAGCUUACCGCUACUGGCCGCCACAGCCGGACCACCUGGACCACGACAUCCUGCUGCUGGUGCUCUGGAGGGCUUUCACCAUCGUGCGGGACUACGUCGCUGUCAUCCCCAUCACCGAGGACAAGACGUACCCGGCAGACUUCAAAAAGAUUUGCACCAUAGUGGGGUUUGGAAGGCGAGCCAGAGACGCGCCGCCAUACACGGGUAUUCAGAGGGGAGGCAGCUUCCUGAUGGAGCCUGGGCAGAAGUGUGGCCUCCCGGAAAUCAAAGACAACGGGCUGUGCACCUUCGACGUGCAGACGAAGUCCGCCUGCAAGGGCGACUCGGGGGGGCCCGUCUUCUGCGGCACGCCCGCCUUCCAGACGGGCCUCAUCGUGGGCGUCGUCUACAAGAACGAGUGCGCCAAGUGGUGCGGGGCGCCCGCACAGUUCAACUACCACAUCUUCGUGGGCUUCUACCGGGACUGGAUCCUCUCCCGCAUACACGAGCCGUUCCGCGUCCGCUCUGCUGCUGUGGUCCCGGCAGCCUCGCAGCUCAUUUCGCUUUGUACACUCGCCGUGUCUCUGCUCAGCUUUGCAAUAAACGACCACUCAUCUGCAUGA
This is a messenger RNA of Schistocerca piceifrons (Central American locust), 990 nucleotides long. Its product is annotated as trypsin 3A1-like. Gene Ontology annotation, molecular function: serine-type endopeptidase activity. Gene Ontology annotation, biological process: proteolysis. Bases 1 to 990 code for a protein of 329 amino acids. Lineage: Eukaryota; Metazoa; Arthropoda; Insecta; Orthoptera; Acrididae. The record is from RefSeq and is a predicted model, not a curated record. The transcript has 4 exons.